Molecule: messenger RNA, 1194 nt
Organism: Perognathus longimembris pacificus (Pacific pocket mouse)
Lineage: Eukaryota; Metazoa; Chordata; Mammalia; Rodentia; Heteromyidae
Gene: Ccdc90b
Product: coiled-coil domain containing 90B
Exons: 9
Coding region: 16-786 (256 amino acids)
Cellular component (GO): mitochondrion
Source: RefSeq, a predicted model, not a curated record
GGCCGCGCCGGGACCAUGAGGCGGCCGGGGGCCUGGCGGCUCCUGCGCGCGGCCGGCAGCCGGGGCCGCGGCGUCUCCGCUCCCCGCGGGCGUUGCUCGCCGGCCCUGCGGAGAGAUUUCUUGACUACUACAACUACGGGUGGAUAUGAUAGGAGACCAGUAGACAUAACUCCUUUAGAACAGAGGAAAUUAACUUUUGAUACCCAUGCACUGGUUCAGGACUUGGAAACUCAUGGGUUUGACAAAGCACAAGCAGAAACAAUUGUAUCAGCACUGAGCACUUUAUCAAAUGUGAGCCUGGAUACCAUCUAUAAGGAAAUGGUCACACAAGCUCAACAGGAAAUAACAGUACAACAGCUGAUGGCUCAUUUAGAUUCCAUCAGAAAAGACAUGGUCAUCCUAGAGAAGAGUGAAUUUGCAAACCUGAGAGCAGAGAAUGAGAAAAUGAAAAUUGAGUUAGACCAGGUUAAGCAGCAGCUGAUGCAUGAAACCAGCAGAAUCAGGGCAGAUAAUAAACUGGACAUCAACCUUGAAAGGAGCCGAGUAACAGAUAUGUUUACAGACCAAGAAAAGCAACUUAUGGAAGCAACCACAGAAUUUACCAAAAAGGAUACUCACAUCAAAAGUAUUAUUUCAGAGACCAGUAAUAAAAUUGAUACUGAAAUUGCUUCCUUAAAAACAUUGAUGGAGUCUAACAAGCUUGAGACUAUUCGUUAUCUCGCAGCCUCCGUGUUUACUUGCCUGGCAAUAGCAUUGGGAGUUUAUAGAUUCUGGAAGGACUCCUAAUGCUCCUACUGCUGCUGCUGACUUCUUAGAGCACUACAUCAGGACAGAUUGUCUUUUAACAGUGUCAGUUUAGCAAACAUUUACUACAGGAUUAUUCAAAGUAUGAAUGGACUGCUGAGAAGUAUUUUAUCUUUAUUUUACAUGCUGUUAUUUUAUUAUGUUGAAAAGCUAUCAUCCAAAAUCUGAUUUAUAUAAGACAGAAAGGUAUUUUUGUCUCUAGAGUUGUUUGGUAGUUAAAAACUUAAACAAGAGUAUUGUGUUUGAACAGCUUUGUAAAUCAAGUAAGGUUUUGUUGAUAUCUGCUGCAAAUUGAAAAUACUCCCUCUGUACAUACUGACUGGCUUAAUUUUCCUAACAGCUAUUGCACAGUUAAAUUUUUAUAGAAAAUAAAAACUUACUAUGACCAAG